Molecule: messenger RNA, 1804 nt
Organism: Rosa rugosa (rugosa rose)
Lineage: Eukaryota; Viridiplantae; Streptophyta; Magnoliopsida; Rosales; Rosaceae
Product: vicianin hydrolase-like
Exons: 13
Coding region: 96-1655 (519 amino acids)
Biological process (GO): carbohydrate metabolic process
Molecular function (GO): beta-glucosidase activity
Source: RefSeq, a predicted model, not a curated record
CAUGAUAUUGUCAAUAGUCUAAUUAUGGCACUUUUUAAGUGGGUUUGACGAGCACUUUGAGCUAGGCAAACUGACUGCUUGAUUAAUUAGAGAGAAUGGGUGGUCGUCCUCUGCUCUUCUUCAUCUUGAUCUUGAUCUGCCUCAUACUCACUGCUCUUGUUGGCUCAUCAGCAAGCAAUGAGGCGGCUGCUGCUGCUGCUCCUCGUCAUUAUUCGAUUCCAUUCAAUAGAAGUAGCUUCCCAGUUAGUUUCAUCUUUGGAGCUGGUUCUGCUGCUUAUCAGACUGAAGGAGCAGCACAUAUCCAUGGAAAGGGACCAAGCAUAUGGGACACUUUCACUACAAAACAUCGAGAAAAAAUAACUGAUGGUAGCAACGGGGAUGUAGCAGAUGACUUUUACCAUCGUUAUGAGGAAGAUGUGAAAUUGAUGAAAAAAGUCGGUUUAGACUCCUUCAGAUUUUCAAUCUCAUGGUCAAGAUUACUACCUAAGGGAAAAGUCAAAGGUGGAGUGAACCAAGAAGGCGUAAAAUUCUACAACAAUCUGAUAAAUGAGCUCUUGUCGAAUGGAAUAAUACCUUUUGUGACGCUUUUCCACUGGGAUCUACCACAGGCUCUUGAAGAUGAGUAUGGUGGAUUUUUAAAUCAUAAGAUUGUUGGUGAUUUUCAAGAUUAUGCCGAUUUUUGUUUCAAAACAUUUGGUGACCGAGUUAAGCAUUGGAUCACUCUGAACGAGCCAGUUACAUUCUGUGUCAACGGGUACAAUGGUGGAACCAAUGCACCUGGUCGAUGCUCUAACUAUGUCGGAAAUUGCACCGCCGGUAACUCUGCCACAGAGCCUUACAUUGUAGGCCAUCAUCUGCUGCUUGCUCACGCGCACUCUGCAAAUUUAUACAAGAAGAAGUAUCAGGCUUCUCAAAAAGGGCAAAUCGGGAUUUCGGUUGUGACAUACUGGUAUUUAGCAAAAUCGGAAACUGCUGCAAGCAAGAGGGCAGCUUCUAGGUCUCUUGAUUUUGUUUUUGGAUGGUUUGCUCAUCCCGUUACAUUCGGUGACUAUCCUCAAACCAUGAGAGCUUCUGUGGGUGAUCGGUUGCCUAAAUUCAGUAAAGAAGAAACUAAGCUCCUAAAAGGGUCUCUAGAUUUCCUUGGUGUCAAUUACUACACAAGUAGUUAUGCAGAUGUUUCCUCACUCUCCACUAGUAAUGUCAACCAAAGUUUCUUCGGAGACAUGCAUACUUCUCUCUCUACUGAGAAAAAUGGGGUUCCUUUGGGUUCAGCGACUGCUUUGAGCUGGCUUUACAUCUAUCCAAAGGGAAUUCGAGAGCUUAUGCUAUACAUAAAAGAAAAGUACAAUGAUCCCGAGAUUUACAUUACUGAAAAUGGUGUUGGUGAGGCAAAUAAUAGCUCCCAGCCCCUCAACGAUGCCCUCAAGGAUAGUACAAGGAUAAGAUACCAUUCUCUCCAUCUUUCAUAUCUUUUGAAGUCCAUCAAGGAGGGGGUGAAGGUGAGGGGAUACUUCGCAUGGUCAUUUCUUGAUGUUUAUGAAUGGGAUUCAGGCUACACAGUUCGAUUUGGACUCACCUACGUCGAUUACAAGAAUAACUUGAAGAGGUAUCUCAAGUACUCUGCAUACUGGUUCAAGAUGUUCCUCCUCAAAUGAUCCAUCCAUAUAUACCAUUUGUUCCAUUACUCCAUUAGCAACUUGAUAGAUCAUUUUCGAUCCAUCUAUUUCAUAUUGUAUUAACUAAUUGACAGUACUGUUCGAGAAUGAUGGGGGUAUUGAAUAAAGAUUAUCCUUGUGUUAAUUCA